Parnassius apollo (apollo) is the source of this 363-nucleotide messenger RNA. Lineage: Eukaryota; Metazoa; Arthropoda; Insecta; Lepidoptera; Papilionidae. The record is from the annotation of a GenBank genome assembly.
AUGUAUCAACUUUUUGCUGAGCUGGAGUCAUCUGUAAUCGUCACCGAGCAAAAGCUGGCAGACCGAGAUCGGUAUAUCUUGCGCUCAAAUACAUUUGAUGUCACCGAACUCGAACGGCUACGACGUGAGGCUGUUCCUUCAUCGGAUGAAAAUGCUACGGCUGAGGAUGCGGUGCCACAACUUGCAGAGGAACCGGCAAACGUGAAUGUCGCCGUAAAUAUCCCAGUUGUGGUUGAUUCAAACGAUGAUGGAACAGUCGCCCAGAAAAUGGAACUAGAGCAAAUGAGGAGUACAUUGGAAGAUGCUAUUGUGGAAACGCGCAUUACGCAUUACACGAAAAUUGACCGCGACUUCCCCGCAUAG